Molecule: messenger RNA, 2200 nt
Organism: Tilletiaria anomala UBC 951
Lineage: Eukaryota; Fungi; Basidiomycota; Exobasidiomycetes; Georgefischeriales; Tilletiariaceae
Product: SecY protein
Exons: 4
Coding region: 364-1764 (466 amino acids)
Biological process (GO): SRP-dependent cotranslational protein targeting to membrane, translocation; post-translational protein targeting to membrane, translocation
Cellular component (GO): membrane; Sec61 translocon complex
Molecular function (GO): ribosome binding; signal sequence receptor activity; transmembrane protein transporter activity
Source: RefSeq, a predicted model, not a curated record
AUCCUAGCCACUACCACUAGCUACAACUGUGCAGCCAGGGUGGGAGUGCACAGAGAGAGAGAGAGAGAGCUUCUGGAUCGACGACGACACUACCGCCGCCGCCGCCAUCAUGAGCUCCUGUGAGUAGUCGUAGAGGAAGCUGUACCCUACUCUUCUGCUAGAGCGAGGGCAGCGUGACGUGCCAUGGUAUCACAUGCUACGUUCCGGUCCCUCCGUUUUCGCUGCGCAUUGCAGAGAUCGAAGCCGGGCACCCUGGAUGCCCCUUGGUGGUGGCAGCGAGCUAGCGAUUAUCGCUGAAAUCAGAAUGCAUUCUCUGUCCCCUUUCCCGCUCUAGUCCGCUUCUUGUCGCUCGUGCGACCCUUCAUGUCCGUCCUCCCCGAGGUAUCGGCACCAGAGAGAAAAGUCCCCUUCCAGUCCCGCGUAGCAUGGACCGCCAUCGUCCUGGCCAUCUUCCUCGUCUCCUCGCAGAUCCCGCUGUACGGCAUCAUGUCCUCCGACUCGUCUGACCCGCUCUACUGGAUGCGCGUCAUCCUCGCCUCGAACAGAGGCACCCUCAUGGAACUCGGCAUCACACCCAUCGUCACCAGUGGCAUGAUCAUGCAGCUCCUCGCCGGCGCGAACCUUGUCGAAGUGGACUUUAGCCUCAAAGAGGACCGUGCGCUGUUCGGCGGCGCCCAAAAGCUCUUCGCCGUGAUCAUCUCCCUCGGCCAGGCGACCGUGUACGUUCUAACCGGCCUCUACGGCCAGCCAAAGGACCUUGGCGCCGGCGUAUGUCUGCUGCUGAUCCUGCAGCUCGUUGUUGCUGGCUUGAUCGUCAUCCUGCUCGACGAGCUGCUGCAGAAGGGAUACGGCCUCGGCUCGGGUAUCUCGCUGUUCAUCGCGACCAAUAUCUGCGAGUCGAUCGUCUGGAAGGCCUUCUCUCCAACGACAGUCAACACCGGCCGCGGGCCGGAGUUCGAGGGCGCGCUCGUCGCGCUCUUCCACCUGCUCUUCACUUGGAACGACAAGAGCCGCGCGCUCAAGGAGGCAUUCUACCGCGACCGCCUGCCUAACGUGAUGAACCUGCUUGCGACACUGUUCAUCUUCCUCGUCGUCAUCUACCUCCAGGGCUUCCGCAUCGAGAUCCCCGUCAAAUCGCAGCGCUUCCGUGGCCAACGCGGCGUGUACCCUGUCAAGCUGUUCUACACAUCCAAUAUGCCGAUCAUGCUCGAGAGCGCGCUGACGUCCAACGUGUUCAUCAUCAGCCAGAUGCUCGCGAACCGCUUCCCGGACAACCUGUUUGUCAAGCUGCUGGGCGUCUGGGAGCCGAUGGAGGACUCGCUGCAGCUGCACGCGGUCAACGGCUUGGCGUACUACAUGUCUGCGCCGCACACGUUCAAGGAGGUAGUCGGCGACCCAGUCCACACGGCCGUGUACAUCGCCUUCACGCUCACCGCCUGCGCCCUCUUCAGCAAGACCUGGAUCGAGGUCUCCGGUAGCGGUCCGCGCGAGGUUGCCAAGCAGCUCAAGGACAACCAGAUGGUCAUGGCCGGCCACAGGGAGGCGUCCAUGUACAAAGAGCUCAAGCGCGUGAUCCCCACCGCGGCCGCUUUCGGAGGCGCGACCAUUGGCGCGCUCUCCGUCCUUGCCGACCUCAUUGGUGCCUUUGGCUCCGGUACCGGCAUCCUUCUCGCCGUCACGAUCAUCUACAGCUACUUUGAAAUGGGCAUGCGAGAGGCCGGUGGCGCCGAGAUGGCCGCGCUCGGCGACUUGAUGGGCACAUAAUCAAAAUGUGUGCUCGCCUCCGACAGGCUUCGCACGGUCUUGCAUCUCGCUUCAAGCAGAGAAGAAAGCGCAGGUGCAUGGCAGAUGUGGAGGACAUUGCAGCAGGAAAGAGUCUGGCGCGUCUCUGUUGCGCCCUGCCGCUAGGGAGAAAGGUUGCAGGCAGCCUACACGGCAGAGCAAUGUAGAGGCAAGAAGGGCAGAUGCGAAGCAGCAAAAGAGGCUGCCGUCAGGCGUGCUUCUCCCUUGCCCAGAUGCAACCGUCAGGUCGGGGUGUGUGUUUGCGCACUGACACAGGAGCUCGACGGUACAGAAAAAACAGGAAGCACACCAUAUGAAAAACAAUUCCGCGGCGCGAGGCUUCCGCGGUGCGGCGCAGUUGUAAUUAUAGAUAAAUCGGUAAAUUGCAACCCCCUGCAGAUGCUUCUUCCUUUCCUCC